CGUCCGACUCGCGAUUCGUAUGUACGUUCGGUUCUCGUGUUUCUUUCCCUCUUCUUUCGCUCUCUUUUUUUUUCUCUCUCCCUCCCCCUCUCUCUCUGUCUCUCGUGCGCGUUAGCCGAUACAAUCGAAGCCGAACGGUCUGAGAGGAGGCAGAAGAGUCGUUAUUCAGGACUCGAGGCGCCCUUCUCCCUCCGCCAGGCAGCUCGCAGUGGUCCUCAGGAUCGUACGUCCCCGCGUGAUUGCCCUCGCGGGCCGAUUGGUCGAGGAUCGAGAUCGAUAACUCGGGCGAGAAUCGAGUUGUCACAGUGCCGAGAUCGCGGUAAAUAUCCCGCGGGACUUCCGACGGGACGUGUUCCUCACCCGAGCGAAGAGGGAACCUCUGUGCGGCGAUCCGAUUGCCGAUAGACGACUGAUCGAAUUAGCGACAAGUGAUAAUCGCACGAGGAACCUGUCCCCGCGGCAGUGCUGAUCGGCGAGAAGGAAGACGCGCGUACUCUCGGAGCGACCCGCCUGUGUCGACCUGCAUCUAAUUUCUGCCGAUUAAGAUUAUGAGUUCCGAGCCGUGGACCUUGCCUCCGAAGCAAGGUCUAUAUGACCCUACCCUCGAACGAGAGGCUUGCGGCGUUGGCUUUAUCGUCGCCAUUGACGGGAAGAGGUCGCACAAGAUCGUACGAGAUGCUCAGACAUUGUCGGCGCGAAUGAAUCAUAGAGGGGCAUGCGCCUGCGAUAACGAUACUGGUGACGGUGCCGGUGUGCUUUGCGCAAUACCGCACGAUUAUUAUGCCAAUGAGAUUCGCGAACGAGGAAACAUCGAACUGCCCGAGUUCGGACGAUACGCGACCGGUAUAUUAUUCCUUGACAAAAACACCCAUAAGGAAGCAGAAGCCGCAUUUGAGAAGCUCGCUAAGGAGUGCAAUUUAAGAGUGCUGUGUUGGCGUACUGUUCCCACUGAUAGCACCCAGAUUGGCCAAGUGGCGAAGAAGUGCGAACCGUACAUGCGUCAAGUGUUCGUUACCGGCGAUCAAGAUGCGGAAACGCUUAAACGACAGAUUUUCGUGCUGAGGAAGAGAUCGUCGCAUUCAAUCCCGCGGCCGGAAUUGCGAUACUACAUUUGCUCGUUGUCGUUGAAGACGGUCGUCUACAAAGGUCAGCUCACCGCUGAUCAGUUAUGGCUGUAUUUCACGGACUUGAAGUCUCCGAAAUUCGAGACCUAUCUGGCACUGGUACACACACGGUUCUCCACAAAUACUUUUCCGAGUUGGGAAAGGGCGCAUCCUUUACGCUUGCUUGCUCACAACGGUGAAAUUAAUACCCUGCGCGGCAAUGUGAACUUCAUGAAGGCGCGCGAGGGCGUGAUGAGCAGCCAGAUAUACGGGGAUCAGCUGAAGCAGCUCUACCCUGUCGUAGAACCGAAUCUCUCUGACUCUGGAUCGGCGGACUGUGUACUCGAGUUCUUGGUGAUGGCGGGACAACGCUCGUUGCCCGAGGCUGUCAUGACGAUGGUACCGGAGGCUUGGCAGAACGACUUGACGAUGGCCACUGAAAAGCGGGACUUCUACCACUGGGCGGCCUGCGCCAUGGAACCCUGGGACGGCCCGGCUCUUCUGACCUUCACCGAUGGCCGUUACGUCGGCGCUACCUUGGACAGAAACGGCCUGCGCCCGUCGCGCUUCUACGUCACUAAGGAUAACAUGAUGGUGAUGGCGUCCGAAGUGGGCGUCUAUGAUACUCCGCCCAGCAAUGUAGUCCUGAAGAGUCGCUUGAAGCCCGGCCGGAUGCUUCUCGUUGACACCGAAGAGAAGAGGAUCAUACAGGAUGUCGAGCUCAAGUUGCAGAUCGCUCGAAGCAGGUCUCAUUCCAAGUGGCUCAAGGAACAGAGGAUCACCAUGGAUGAAUUGCGUGCCGCACAUGUUCGCAACAGCAAUGCAGGGGACGUGAUCGAGAACGGUCUGUCCGCCGAGACAGCCAUCGCGAAAAAGAACGCUAUCAACGGCGUAAAUGAGGUUUCGGUCGUGAAUAGAGUUUGGAGCGGCGACAAACGGCUCUCUCUUUACGGUUACACUUUGGAGACCAUCAAUCUAUUACUUUUGCCCAUGGUGCAAACUAAGAAAGAAGCAUUGGGAUCUAUGGGCAACGACGCUCCCUUGGCGUGUUUGUCUGAAUUCCAACCACUGUUAUACGAAUACUUCAAGCAACUAUUCGCGCAGGUAACGAAUCCACCGAUCGAUCCAUUCCGCGAGAAGAUCGUAAUGUCAAUGCUCUGCCCAAUCGGACCCGAGAGUAACAUUCUGGAACCGAACGAAUUGCAAGUGCACCGCCUAUUCUUGCCCCAACCGAUAUUGUCUCUGGGCGAUCUUGAGGUUCUCAAGCACACGACUCAUCGUAAUUGGAGAACAAAAGUGAUCGAUAUCACUUACCCUAUUGAAGACGGGCCUGGCGGUUUGUUGAAGACGCUGGAUCGCGUUAACACUGAGGCUAAUGCGGCUGCUAGGGCCGGUUAUCAGCUCCUCGUGCUAUCCGAUCGACAGGGUGGUCCGACAAGAGUUCCGGUAAGCAGCCUGUUAGCUCUGGGCGCUGCCCAUCAUCAUUUAAUCGAAGAGAGGCAGCGCAUGAAGGUCGGUCUCAUAUUGGAAACUGCCGAGGCUCGAGAGGUGCAUCAUAUUUGCGUGCUACUCGGUUACGGAGCAGAUGCCAUAUGUCCUUACUUAGUGUUCGAGAUGGCGAAAAAUCUGAGGGCGGAUCACGUUUUCGACGAAACUUUUAAUGACGAUAUUAUUUAUAAGAAUUACGCAGACGCUAUGGACCGAGGAAUCGCGAAAGUGAUGGCAAAGAUGGGAAUCUCAACCUUGCAAUCCUACAAAGGAGCGCAGAUAUUCGAAGCGGUUGGAUUGGCCGACGAAGUCAUCGAUAAAUGCUUUAAGGGUACUCAUUCUCGUAUUGGCGGCGUGACGUUCGAUAUUUUGGGCAAGGAGGCGUUCGAGCGGCAUCAAAUAACGUAUUGGGACAAACCAAUGGAUAUGCUGGUCAUUCGCAAUCCAGGGAUUUAUCACUGGCGAUCCGGCGGCGAGAAACAUAUCAAUGAUCCCGCGAGCAUUGCUAGUCUACAGGAAUAUGUUGUCUCCAAAAACAACCCUGCUUACGAAAAUUAUCGCAAGACCACGAUGGAAAUGGUGAAGGCUUGCACUCUGCGCGGCCAGCUGGAGCUGAAGAAGUCGCGCAAUCCGAUUUCCAUCACGGACGUGGAAGCCGCGUCGGAAAUUGUGAAACGCUUCGCGACUGGCGCGAUGAGUUUCGGCAGCAUUUCCAUGGAAGCUCAUGCUACCCUGGCAAUCGCUAUGAACCGCAUCGGCGGCAAGUCCAACACCGGCGAAGGCGGUGAAAACGCGGACAGAUAUCUGAACCAGGAUCCGGAGUUUAGCAAGCGUUCGUCUAUCAAGCAAGUAGCGAGUGGUCGCUUUGGCGUUACUGCCAGUUACCUGGCAAAUGCAGACGACUUGCAGAUCAAGAUGGCUCAGGGCGCGAAACCCGGUGAGGGCGGCGAGCUUCCCGGUUACAAGGUCACCGCAGAGAUCGCUGCCACCAGACACUCUGUACCUGGGGUCGGCUUGAUCUCGCCGCCACCGCAUCACGACAUCUAUUCGAUCGAGGAUCUGGCCGAGCUGAUUUACGAUCUCAAGUGCGCCAAUCCAAACGCCCGUAUCUCCGUCAAACUCGUGUCCGAGGUCGGGGUGGGCGUCGUCGCCGCCGGCGUCGCCAAGGGCAAGGCCGAGCACGUGGUGAUAUCAGGCCACGACGGCGGCACCGGCGCCAGCAGUUGGACCGGCAUCAAGUCCGCCGGAUUGCCCUGGGAGCUAGGCAUCGCCGAGACGCAUCAGGUGUUGACUCUAAACAAUCUGAGGUCGCGCAUGAUUGUUCAGGCGGACGGCCAGAUGCGCACGGGUUUCGACAUCGUGGUGGCUGCGCUGCUCGGUGCGGACGAGUUCGGCUUCAGCACCGCCCCGCUAAUCGCAAUGGGCUGCACAAUGAUGAGAAAGUGCCACCUGAACACGUGCCCGGUGGGCAUCGCCACGCAAGAUCCGGUAUUGCGAAAGAAAUUCGAGGGCAAGCCGGAACAUGUCAUCAAUUUCUUCUUCGCGUUGGCUGAAGAGGUACGUUCACACAUGGCAAACCUGGGAAUCCGCAAGUUCCAGGAUCUAAUCGGGCGCACAGACCUCCUUAAAGUACGCGACGACAAUUCUGAAAAAGCCAAGACCUUGAAUCUCAGCAAUAUCCUGCGAAACGCACUGGACUUGAGACCCGGCGUGAAUAUCAGAGGCGGCACUGUAAAACAAGACUUCCAGCUGGAGAACAGACUCGACAAUAAACUAAUUGAACUGGCCGAGCCUAUUUUGAACGGAGUACACACUCGAGUUGACAUGGAAAUGAAUAUCAACAACGAAUGUAGGGCAUUCGGAUCGACGCUGAGUUAUCAUGUAGCCAAACGAUUUGGAGAGGCUGGAUUGCCCGAACAUAGCAUCAAUAUCAAGAUGAAAGGCUCUGCGGGCCAGAGUUUCUGCGCUUUCAUGACGAAGGGUAUUCAUGUCACUCUUGAAGGCGAUGCUAACGAUUACGUCGGCAAAGGUCUCUGCGGAGGUGAAAUUGUCAUAUAUCCACCGAAGGAUUCCGAGUUCAACUCUGAGGCGAAUGUAAUCGUCGGGAAUGUCUGCCUUUACGGAGCUACUUCCGGAAAGGCCUAUUUCCGCGGCAUCGCUGCCGAGAGAUUCAGCGUGCGUAACAGUGGGGCGAUUGUUGUGGUGGAGGGCGUGGGUGAUCACGGUUGCGAAUACAUGACAGGCGGUUGCGCCUUGAUCCUGGGUCUUACCGGCAGGAAUUUCGCGGCCGGGAUGUCUGGUGGAAUCGCAUACGUGUUGGAUGUCGACGGCUCCUUCAAGAGCAAGUGCAACCCCGAAAUGGUGGAGUUGCUGCCGCUCACCAAACCGGAAGAAAUCGCCUACGUGAAACAACUGAUGGAGGAGUUUAUCGAGAAGACCGGCUCGUUGAUAGCGCAAGAUUUGCUCGUCUCGUGGCCCGAACCGACCACGAGAUUCGUCAAGGUCUUCCCUUACGAGUAUCAGCGAGCUCUCAAACAAAUGGAGGAGGCGAAGCAACAAACACCCAGCGUAAUUAACGGCAACACGCAGAUCACGAACGGCAAGAUCAAAGAUAUAGAGGACUCGAUAGAAGACGCGGAGAUGGCACAGCGAAAGCUGGACAAGAUCAAGGGUUUCAUGAAGUACUCGAGGCAAAAGGCCAUGUACAGACCGGUCGAAAAGCGUGUAGAGGACUGGGAUGAGAUAUACAACUUCCAGGGUGUCAGGAAGACUCUGCGGGUGCAAGCGGCAAGGUGCAUGGAGUGCGGUGUGCCGUUUUGCCAGAGCAGUCACGGUUGCCCGUUGGGCAACAUCAUUCCCAAGUGGAACGAUCUCGUAUUUCACCAGAACUGGAAGGAGGCCUUGAACCAAUUGUUGCAAACUAAUAAUUUCCCCGAGUUUACUGGAAGGGUCUGCCCCGCACCUUGCGAAGGUGCAUGCGUCCUAGGGAUCUCCGAACCACCGGUGACAAUCAAGAAUAUCGAGUGCGCCAUAAUCGAUCACGCGUUUGAGCAAGGUUGGAUAAGGCCUCAUCCACCGACUAGAAGAACCGGACGAUUAGUCGCUGUAGUCGGGUCCGGUCCCGCGGGACUAGCCGCCGCUCAUCAACUGAACAAAGCGGGUCACACGGUGACCGUAUUCGAGAGAAACGACAGAAUCGGUGGGCUGCUGCAGUACGGUAUACCGACGAUGAAGCUGUCGAAAGAGGUCGUACAGAGAAGAGUAUCUCUGCUCGCCGCGGAAGGAAUCAUCUUCCGAACGAAGGUCGAUGUAGGCAAGGAUAUUACAAUGCAGGAACUUCAAGAACAGUACGACGCGAUACUGUUGUGCACAGGCGCGACAUGGCCGCGAGAUCUGCCGAUUCCAGGUCGUCAGCUCGAGGGAAUUCACUUUGCCGUGAGCUUCCUAGAGCACUGGCAGAAGAAACAAAUGGGUAACGCGGCACCUCUGGACAUGCGACUGAUUGCCAAGGGCAAAGAUGUUGUCAUCAUAGGAGGCGGCGACACCGGAUGCGAUUGUAUAGCAACUUCGCUACGUCAGGGUGCGAAGACGAUCACGACCUUUGAAAUUCUGCCCGAACCGCCGGUUCAGAGGGGCAAGGAUAACCCGUGGCCUCAAUUCCCGCGAGUGUUCAAGGUCGAUUACGGCCACGAGGAGGUAUCCCUCAAGUUCGGCCGAGAUCCGCGUAGAUACAGUACAUUGAGCAAGGAAUUCUUGGACAACGGAAACGGCCACGUGAGUGGCAUCAAGACGGUAACCGUGGAAUGGCAAAAGGACGAGAAUGGUCGAUGGAAGAUGGAAGAGGUACCAAAUUCUGAGAAGGUGUACAAGUGUGACCUGGUACUGCUCGCCAUGGGCUUCCUCGGACCCGAGAAGUACAUCGCCACGGAAGUGAACGCCACCUUGGAUGAAAGAGGAAAUUAUAAGACUCCAGCCGGGAAAUAUUGCACUAGUUUACCCAAAAUAUAUGCGGCAGGCGAUUGCAGACGUGGACAGUCUCUCGUAGUGUGGGCGAUCGCAGAAGGUAGAUUGGCCGCGAAGGAGGUUGACUUGGCCUUGAUGGGAGAGACCGGCCUUCCCGGAAGCGGUGGUGUUAUAAUCGGCGUUAGCGCUUAAGGACCUUCACGACGAAUGUUGGUCUUCCAAUUAAAACGAGAAAAGAUCCACCGUGCACUCGUACUGCGAGAAAAGAGUCGUUACCGACCAUUGGGAGGGAAAGAGUCCUUGGGGAUCCAAGGACGCGAGCUCCAGGAUCCGAGGAUUCGAGAGUUUCACGAAUCCAAGGAGAUGCAAGCCUAGAAUUGUAGAGUUCAGAAAUCCAAGAGUCCGAAGAAUGUAAACGCGUUCGGAAAUUCACGGAUUCAAACUUCCAGCAAUGCAAUGACAGCUCCUAAGAAGAUCGAAGAAUUUUCUUAGGGCUGAACGAAUAUAUGACUUCAAAUUUGAAAAACCGAACAUCCAAAAGUCUUGAGAACUUAAAGACCAGAAAAUUCGUGUAUUCGAAUUGUAUGUUAUCUAAGAGUUAGGUCUUAGGGUUCAAGGGUUCAAAUAUUCAAGAAUCUAACAACGAGAACAGUAGAAAAACAAGUUCCACCUUUCACAGAUAUGAAAAUUGAAAAGUGAAGAUUAAAUUUUAAAAAUUAAAUUUUAAAGUAUGAAGAAAUGAAGGAUUGUAAAAUGAUAUAUAUGUAUGUAUCAUUGCAAGAAUUUAAAAGUCCUGUCAAGAAGUUUUGAAAACAAAAAAUUUUAAUACGGAAAUUUUAUCCAAGAAAUUGAAAAAUAUUAUAUUUCAAAAAAUUUUUAAUCAUACCUAAAUUACAUGGAAAAAAAAUUUAAUAAUUUUAUGACCUGCAAAUAUAACAGCUCUAAAGACGUAACAUUGAUUAAGCAGAAAAUAAGGAAUUUUAGAGGAAUUAAAUAAAGAGUUUGGAAUUCAAGUAUUUGCAGGACCAAAUGAUUAGAAGCAUUCGAGGAUUUAAGAAUCGAAGGAUUCUCAGACCUUGGUCUGAGAAUGUGAUAGUCAAGUGAGAAACGAAAAACGGAGUAAGACAAUUUUUGCGACGCGGAUCUCUUCUUAUCAGAGUAACCGGCAAGAGCAAACGUAACUUCUCCGUAACGUAGUGGAAUUGUCUAAACAUCUCGUUCGUCCAAUUAGAAUUAAUCACACGCAAGAGAAUUAAAAGCUUCGAGGAUAUGGAAAGAUACCAAAACGAGCUGGUAGCAGGAUCUACGUAACUUCACGUACGGAUUUAUAUUAGGCGGUAUACUUUGCCAAUUAACAUGUUUCCUUAACAUGCAACUGCAAAUCUAUUCUUUCGAAAAUAAAAUUAAAGGGACACGUUUCAGUAAGGCAUUAUUUGUAAGAUAAACCUACUACGAUACGUUCUAGCGUUUUUCAGUUCUCCAAAGCAAAUAUAUAUGUAAAAGCAGAAAUAUUCUCGAUUAUCUUUUACAUGCAGUUUAAAUGCUUCAAAUACACACAAUUAUAAAUUUAUUCCUUUAUGGACAAAAUGUUCGAUUGUAAUUAUUAACUAAAUGAAAUUUAUGUGUAAGUACAAAAAGUAUUCGUAUAUCGCCAUUUUUCUUCUGUAUGUUUUAAUUAGCAUUUAAGAAUGUAAACGUAAAUAGAUCAUGAAGCGUUAUACAAUAAAACAACAUUCAUGCAUUAUCUCUGUUUCUCUGAAUCUCAUUUUUUCUGUUAGUCAAUAAUAGAUAAACUCAACACCUAAAAGAUAUAGAUAUUAGAUAUGUGUAAAAUGUUUAGAUAUAGAUAUUAACAUUGUGUUGCUGCUGCGUCGUUUAUAAAAUUGCGACCCAUAUACUUGUAACGUUUAUUACUUUAUUAACAGUAUGGUGAAACGUAUUUUUAUAAUUAAAGAUGAUAUUUUUGUGGUAGAUUUUAUAUUGUUCCAUUAUUAUCGGAUAUUAACGAAUGUUCUUCAGAAGAAGAUUACGAAUUUAACGAAACCAAGUAAGGUUUGCUUUAAAUUAGAAAUUUAAAGACUACAAAUUAUUACUUAAGCGCCACAAACAGUUUACUCAUGGAGAUUUGUUUCCCCGAUUCUUUUGCAAUGCGUGAUGGACUACCGCAAAAUAAAAUGAUGGCAUACGAAUACUUUUACAGUACACUUACGUACUUUUCACUUUCAGUAUACAAUUACUAUAGUAUUUUUAGCGUUCUUGGGCAUUCGCCUAGGUUGCCUAGCGUAUUAUUGCGGAUCUGCUUAUAUUAUCGCUGAGAAAACGAAUUACCGAAGGAUCAUGUGCUAUAAUAUAAUUAAUAAGAAGACAAUGUAGAACUUGUAUUAUAUAUGUCGUUCACUGCAAUUCUAUAAUAAUAAUUCUGCCAGUUAACUCAGUCGAGUUUUUGCAAGCGAAUAGAAAACGUUACGUUAGCGAAUCGUUUAGGAUCGUUUAACCCCUUAACCGCACAUCUACAAUUAUGAUUAAGUACGGACUUGCUCAUAAAUUGAUUCCAAGUUCCGUUGACAUAAUAGCCAUGGCCUUCAUUGAGGCACUGCUCUAAUCUUAUAUUAGAACACGAGUAUUUGAAAAGCAUAAAAUGAAACAAUUUAAAAGUGGAAGGUUUACUGCUCUUAAUAAGGAUCGCGUGAUGCAAAUAUACACAAUAUUCAAAAUUUGCUGUAAUUCAUUAUUUAUUUACGUAAAGAGCGAUCGAGUUACUUUCAAUUAAACAUCGCAUCGCAUAAUCAUGUUAUAGUUUAAAUUUAAAUGUAAUUACUGCAAAUGAUGAAUUUAAUGUUUGAAUUUUAAGUAGGAAGAAAUAAAUCGUCAACAUCGGUUAAAGGGUUAAUAUCGACCGACAAUUGAUUGGGCGUCUUCGAUCGGGCGCUCUCGUGAGCUGAAAAUAUUAUUGAAUUGCGUUUAUAUAAAUUGCAGUUUCGCUUUUACUGGAAUCCUAUCGAGAAAAGAACCGUUAGUGCUUCUAAUUACGUAAGGUUCACAGUUUCAAAACAAAUAAGAAAAGAAAGAAUCUGCAGCUAGGCCUUAAAUUAGAAAUUUACCGCUAAAAGGUAAUUUAUCAUCAACGAAGAGAAGUUAACGUUUCAUAUUUAGACGCGAUUUAUUUUUAACGCAAUUUACCUUUUAAUUCCUAGCCUUGUAAAUUUCAAUACAUACAAUAUCUUGAGACAAUAAAUAUAUAUAUUGAAUGUUACGAGC
This is a messenger RNA of Vollenhovia emeryi, 9812 nucleotides long. RefSeq names its product putative glutamate synthase [NADPH]. The transcript has 26 exons. Lineage: Eukaryota; Metazoa; Arthropoda; Insecta; Hymenoptera; Formicidae. Bases 549 to 6746 code for a protein of 2065 amino acids. The record is from RefSeq and is a predicted model, not a curated record. Gene Ontology annotation, molecular function: iron-sulfur cluster binding; FMN binding; flavin adenine dinucleotide binding.